CGGAGGCCUAUAACUGGACGCGCUAGGGUUUCCCUCUUCCUCUCCGCCGCCGACGCAUCCAAACCCAAAUCAAGCCACCGCCGUCUCCUCCAGUCCUCCUCCUCCCCUUGCGGCGCGGCCGGCGAGCACCACCACCAGCAGCGCGCCACGAUGAGGCCGAUCCUGAUGAAGGGCCACGAGCGCCCGCUGACGUUCCUGCGCUACAACCGCGACGGGGACCUGCUCUUCUCCUGCGCCAAGGAUCACACCCCGACGGUCUGGUACGCCGACAACGGUGACCGCCUCGGCACCUACCGGGGCCACAACGGCGCCGUCUGGACCUGCGACGUCUCCCGCGACUCGGCGCGCCUCAUCACCGGAUCCGCCGACCAGACCGCCAAGCUCUGGGAGGUGAGCACGGGGAAGGAGCUCUUCAGCUUCCGCUUCGACGCGCCCGCCAGGUCCGUCGAGUUCGCCAUCGGGGACGCGCUCGCCGUCGUCACCACCGACAACUUCAUGGACCACGUCCCCACCGUCCAGGUCAAGCACAUCGCCGAGGACAUCGACGACCAAACGGAGGAUUCUGCACUCGUCAUCACCGGCAUCAAGGGAAGGAUCAACAGGGCCGUUUGGGGGCCGCUGAACAGGACCAUCAUCACUGCCGGGGAGGAUGCCACCAUUCGCAUCUGGGACUCAGAGACUGGAAAACUGCUGAAAGAGUCUGAUAAAGAAUCUGGACAUCAGAAGACCAUUACAUCGUUGUCAAAAUCCUUAGAUUGGUCACAUUUCGUUACUGGCUCCUUGGAUAAAUCUGCAAAGCUAUGGGAUACAAGGACGCUAACCCUGAUCAAGACGUAUGUCACAGAGAGACCUGUCAAUGCUGUUGACAUCUCUCCGACUCAUGAUACUGUGGUUCUAGGAGGUGGUCAGGAUGCAAUGAAUGUGACCAUGACAGACCGCCGUGCUGGUAAAUUCGAGGCUAAAUUCUAUCACAAGAUUUUGCAAGAGGAAAUUGGUGGUGUUAAAGGACAUUUUGGGCCAAUUAAUGCUUUGGCAUUUAAUCCUGAUGGGCGGAGCUUUUCAAGUGGUGGUGAAGAUGGAUAUGUAAGGCUGCAUCAUUUUGAUUCCGAAUACUUCAGCAUCAAGAUGUAGAUAAGAACACCAGACUAAUCCAAGGCUGUUUGAGGCCCAACUGGUUCAAUUUCUUGAUUCAGAUGCUGCUGGUUGGCCAUAACGCAUGCAGAGCAGGCUCAUAUCCUAGGUAGUGGCAGUCUGGUGCUUGUUAGAUGAAGCUGCUCUGGAGAAGCAGCUUUUUGUUCUGCUUGAGGAAUUUGUACACACUUGGCAAUGAAAAGAUCCUUGAACUUGCUAUCUUGUGUUGUCAUUCUCGCUCCAUGGUUCCAAUUUUGUUUCGAUUUGUAUUCUGUGUUCAUCAAAAUCUUACAAUUCGUUAGUGUACACAUUUCGCAAUCGUGUUUUUU
Molecule: messenger RNA, 1460 nt
Organism: Sorghum bicolor (sorghum)
Lineage: Eukaryota; Viridiplantae; Streptophyta; Magnoliopsida; Poales; Poaceae
Product: eukaryotic translation initiation factor 3 subunit I
Exons: 8
Coding region: 151-1131 (326 amino acids)
Biological process (GO): cytoplasmic translational initiation
Cellular component (GO): eukaryotic translation initiation factor 3 complex, eIF3m; cytoplasm
Molecular function (GO): translation initiation factor activity; protein binding; RNA binding
Source: RefSeq, a predicted model, not a curated record